Molecule: messenger RNA, 2895 nt
Organism: Dictyostelium purpureum
Lineage: Eukaryota; Evosea; Eumycetozoa; Dictyosteliales; Dictyosteliaceae
Exons: 3
Coding region: 1-2895 (964 amino acids)
Biological process (GO): sexual reproduction
Source: RefSeq, a predicted model, not a curated record
AUGACUUUUUGUUCAUUUUUUAUAGGUCCAUAUGAUCAAGCUAAAAAGCCAGUUUUGAAAAGUAUUGAAACAAUAUUUUUGAAGGAUGAUAUCUUUUUAUUUAGAGUGUCCAUUAGAACCCCGUAUCAAUUCAAUAGUAUUUUAUUUAACCAAAAAGAGAGAUUUGGUAUCGAGACAUUGGUAUCCGGUGAUACUUAUGAAGGUGUAUAUGAAUUCACAAUCCCCUCGGUCUUAAUUGCAAGUAUAAUGGUAUAUGAUAUUUAUAAUGGUAAAGUAGAAAUAACGACCAAUAAAAUAUUAUCAAUAAGCCCAAACUUUAUAUAUUUUGUUUCGCCAUAUAUCAUAAAAGAUUAUGUCACAAAUCAUAGACACUAUAAUGUAUUAUAUUUUAACUAUACAGAUAUCCCAAGAAACUCAAUUAUUUCAAUGAUUGACUAUAGUAUCGAAAGAUACCACCCAACAUUAGAUUUUAAAGAUAAUAUUGCCACUCCCUAUUUUCAUUCAACAUAUAACUACACCAUUCAAAUGUUUCAAAUAGAGUUUUAUAUUGAAGCAAACUCGCCAAUAGGAAAUUUUAAUUUUUUUUUGAACAACGAAAUAGUUUUUGUUACAAAAGAAUUAUUCUCAAAUAGAUUAAGAAUAAAAAAAUCCAAUAUGGAUUUACAAGGCCCAAUAUUUAAAGAAAUUAAAAAAAUAACAAGUAAUGAAAUCAAUAAUACAAAUAAGUUUGCCGAAAUUGGUUGGACUAUGGCUAUCGAAGACCCAAUUAAUGGCUUUAGAGAUGGUUUUGUAGUUAUCAAAGGUGAAAUAGAUCAAUCAAUAUACAACAUUUCAGUUUCAUUCAAUAAUGUUAAAAAUGGUGGAAAUAAAUUUUUAGGAGAAUAUGAUUUCAAAUUCAAUCUUACAUAUCCAUGUAUUUCUCAACAAUAUAUUAUCAGCGAAGUUGUAUUAACUGAUGUUGCAAAUAGAAAAUCUGUCUUCGCAAUAUUCCCAAGCUAUUUCCCAUCAUCUCUUAGAAGUGCUUCAAAUCCAUUUUUAUAUUUUUUAAAUGAUACAAAUAUAAAUACGAUUCAAGUUCAAUGUUCCAAUCAUCCAUCUGCCUCAGCCGACACUACUGCUCCAGUGUUAAAAUCAUUCAUCUCAUCAAAAACAACGAUAGAUGUCAGUGCAUUAGAUAGAAAUGUUACAUUUACUUUUGUUGCAGAAGAUUUAGAAAGUGGUCUAAAAGCAAAUCAAUAUCCAAUUGUUUAUCUUACAAUAUAUGUUGGUCAAUACAUUGAAUGCAAAUCGAGUAUUAUCGAAAUUACUCAGACUAAUGCAACUUAUUCAUGUACAAUUCAAUUACCAGUUGGAUUUGGCUAUUCCCAUCCUAACGUUAUUCUUCUUUCAGUUUAUGGCUUUAUAAACAACAAUGGAAUACUUAGCGGUUUUUCUACACAAGAUUUGAUUAACUUUAAUAAUGACAUGUUUCAUGACUCUUUAGAAGUAACCUAUAACUUUGCAAGUAACCAACCAAUUUUAAUAGACUAUUUAAUGAUAAAUGAUAAAGGUGGGGACUUAAUAGUAAGUGGUGUUAAAUUUAAUAGAAAUAUUGAUGUCUAUUUCAAUUUUAAAGAUGGCUCGGUCUCAACAGCCAAUAUUAAUGUGAUAUCAAGUACAAAAUUUAGAGUAUCUGAUGUUAAAGCAACAAAAGACCCUUAUCAAAUAUAUAUUAAAUCAUCAAAUAUAAAUUCAAAUACAAUUACAGUUACACCAGUAGUUUACGACUAUUAUCUUCAUGGCGAUCCAGAACCAACAUUCCCACCAACAGUCACACCAGUACCAACCAAUAAACCACAACAAUGCAAAGGUAACCCAACAUGUGGUGGUCCAACAAAUGGAAAAUGUAUCGCUAAUCAAGGAUGUGUUUGUUAUUCACCAUGGGUCGGUAUCGAUUGUCAAUCUCAAAUUGUAAUCAUUGAUCCACCAAUCUUUAAUAACGGAAGCAAUAACUCGACUUCUCCAUCAAUCGAUAUUGUUGUACCUGAUAAAAACAAUACCAAUGGAAAUAAUAACACAACACCAAUAACCUAUCACUCUUUGAUUUCCAUUGUGUCACUCAGAGAAAUAAAUAUUCAAAAUGAAGUUGUAAACACAAUAACAUUCAAAGAUGAUUGGCUAUCAAAACAAAUUGAUGAUUCAACAAUAAUUUUUUAUAAAGAAUUUACAAAAUCAACAACAGAUGCAACUACAAAUAUAACAGUAACUUUGAAAUGGUUCAAAAAUCAAACAACAAUUUCAUUUGCUCAAGAACAAUUAUUAAUGAACCCAUCAACACUUAAAUACACAAUCGAAAUAUCAAACUAUCCAUUCGAAAAUUCACUAAACCAAUUAGAACUUGUAAUGUCAGCAUCAAUGCAAUCAAAUACAACCGACGAUAUUUGUUCUGCAAAAGAAUUUGGAGAAACUACCAAUGGUGAUAAUUCAAACUAUUUAAAGAUCCAAGUCGACAACUAUUCGUUAUAUGGUAGAUUUAUCAGAAGAGGUAUUAUCGAUUCAACAAUUAGAACAAUUUCGAAUAUUUUAUUAGAUAAAGAUAUGAAUCCAAUUACAUCAUCAAAAUCAUUACAAUCAUAUAUAGGUAUUCAAAUUCCAUACUAUAAAGAAUCAGCAAUUAUCGACCCUGAUUUUUCAAUUCUCAUCGAUUCAAACAAAGCAUCGUCAAUAUGUUCAAACAAAUCAAAAUUAAGUGGUGCUAAAUUAGCAGGUAUUAUAAUAGGUUGUGUUGCAUUUAUUGCUGUUAUUACCAUCUCUAUUAUAUAUCACCUUAAAAAGAAAAAAAUGGCAAAGGAGUUCACAAAAGGCAUGAAUCAAAAAAUGAAACAAAUGAAUGAUAUAAAUAAAGAUAAUUUAUAA